Molecule: messenger RNA, 1950 nt
Organism: Erythranthe guttata (spotted monkey flower)
Lineage: Eukaryota; Viridiplantae; Streptophyta; Magnoliopsida; Lamiales; Phrymaceae
Gene: MDAR6
Product: monodehydroascorbate reductase 6
Cellular component (GO): cytoplasm
Molecular function (GO): oxidoreductase activity, acting on NAD(P)H
Source: RefSeq, a predicted model, not a curated record
CACCCCCACCCCCAUACCACCUACCAACCUACACAAACAGUAGUACCCCAUGACUCUUGAACAUCAGCAAGAGCCAUAAUUCCCCAAUAAACUAACCUUCAUCCAUUAUUAUAUCAUAUAAAUCCCAUCGCUCUCUCAUUUGAUCCCCUAUGUAUUCAGGGGGGUUUUACAGUUCGUAAAGUGACAACAAUGGCGAGCAUUUCAAAUGCGCUGUCUCUGAAGCACGGCCUUUCUCUUUGGUGCCCUCAGUCAACGCCUUCGGUCAACCGAAUUUCUCAGCCUUGUUCGAUUUCCUCCACUAAUUUCCGGAGAAGAUCGUUCUCUGUUUCCGCUUCAUCGUUCGCCAAUGAAAAUCGAGAGUUUGUGAUUGUAGGAGGUGGAAAUGCCGCCGGUUAUGCAGCUAGGACUUUCGUCGAACACGGCAUGGCUGAUGGAAAGCUUUGCAUUGUUUCUAAAGAGGCGUAUGCUCCUUAUGAACGUCCAGCAUUGACGAAAGGUUACUUGUUCCCUCAUGAUAAAAAGCCUGCUCGUUUACCGGGUUUCCAUACUUGUGUUGGCUCAGGCGGUGAAAGACAGACUCCUGAUUGGUACAAGGAGAAAGGGAUUGAGAUGCUGCAUGAAGAUCCAGUUUCAGACAUUAAUAUCGAAAAGCAAACAUUGAAAACAAGUUCAGGAAAAUUACUCAAGUUCGGAUCCCUCAUAAUUGCUACUGGAUGUACUGCCUCUAGAUUUCCGGAUAAAAUCGGAGGAAACCUAUCGGGUGUUCACUAUGUUCGCGAUGUUGCAGAUGCCAAUUCACUGAUAUCAUCAUUGGAGAAGGCAAAGAAAGUUGUGGUAGUUGGUGGUGGCUAUAUUGGCAUGGAAGUUGCAGCAGCAGCUGUUGCUUGGAAAGUCGACACCACUAUUAUUUUCCCAGAAGAACAUUUGAUGACGAGAUUGUUUACUCCUUCUCUAGCACAAAAAUACGAACAACUAUACCAAGAUUUCGGCGUCAAAUUUGUCAAGGGUGCUUCCAUAAGUAAUUUAGAAGCUGGUUCCGAUGGUCAUGUAGUUGGUGUUAAACUUGCGAAUGGUUCCAUCAUCGAAGCAGACACGGUAGUUGUUGGUAUUGGAGCUAAACCAGCUGUUGGUCCGUUCGAAAGUGUUGGUUUAAACAACACUGUGGGUGGAAUACAGGUUGAUGGCCUGUUUAGAACAAGUAUACCGGGAAUUUUUGCUAUUGGAGAUGUUGCAGCUUUCCCUUUGAAGAUUUAUGAUCGAACGACACGAGUUGAGCACGUUGACCAUGCUCGUCGGUCAGCACAGCAUUGUGUUAAAUCACUACUAACUGCACACACUGACACGUAUGACUAUCUCCCGUAUUUCUACUCUCGAGUAUUUGAAUACGAAGGCAGCCCAAGGAAAGUAUGGUGGCAAUUCUUCGGGGACAAUGUUGGUGAGACUGUUGAAAUCGGGAAUUUCGAUCCAAAAGUUGCAACAUUUUGGAUAGACUCUGGAAAACUGAAAGGAGUUCUUCUCGAAAGUGGAAGCCCUGAGGAGUUUCAACUUCUUCCUAAAAUCGCAAGGAGCCAGCCUUUUGUUGACAAAGCGAAACUCGAGAAAGCAUCUUCGGUUGAGGAAGCACUUGAGAUUGUGCAAUCAUCCUUAAAAGUUGAAGCUGCUGUUUAGUUUCUCUGUCUGAAAUAUAUUUAGAGUCGGCUCCUCGCAGUAAACUUGUCGUCUUUUUCUAGCUAAAUGUCUGAAAACUAUGGCGGGCCCCGACGAUACGCUGAGAUCGGUACGGUACACCUGAGAAGAACUCUUCAUCCCUCAUUCUACAUCUUAUAUAUAUGCUGCAAAAAAAAAAAAAAUUGUAUUCACAUGAUAAAGGAUUGUCUGUCUGUAUAACAUUUGAAAUAAAUGAAAGAAGCCAUUGCAUUAAAUUAUUCACUAGGUUUCAGAUUUCUGUUU